UCGUCAUCAUCACCCCACCCCACAAAUACUAACUUGAUUAGCUUACAUAUGAAAAUAUGUUUGACUUUCAGCUAAAGUGAUUUUCUGAUUGUGAUUUGCAUUUAUAAGAAAAUUCUCUGUUUUUCGUUCAAGUGUUUUCAACUCUCUGACUCUCUUCUUUUUUUCAAGAAAAUAAAAUCAAUGGAGGGUCUGCCCUCUGGUUAUCGUCCCAACGUUGGAGUGUGUCUAAUCAAUGAUGAUAAUAUGGUCUUUGUUGCUUCCAGACUGAAUGUUCCUGGUGCAUGGCAGAUGCCCCAGGGGGGAAUUGAAGACGGUGAGGAUCCAAGAUCUGCAGCAAUUAGAGAAUUGAGAGAAGAAACUGGAGUAGUGUCUGCUGAAAUAAUUGCUGAGGUACCAAAUUGGUUAAGCUAUGACUUCCCUCCUGCUGUAAAGGCCAAAGUGAAUCGUCUUUGGGGAGGAGAAUGGCAUGGACAGGCACAAAAAUGGUUUCUUAUGAGAUUGACGAAAGAUGAAAGGGAAAUCAACCUAGCAAAUGGUGACACAGACCCAGAAUUCUCAGAAUGGAAAUGGGCAACCCCCGAAGAAGUUGUUGAGCAGGCAGUGGACUACAAGAGGCCAACGUACGAGGAAGUUAUGAGAACCUUUCAACCUUACUUUGUUGGCGCUGGACAAGCUACAAAAUGCAAUUCUACAAAAUGGUGAAUAUUUCUGUGUUUGCUAUGUAUAACUGCCACUGGACUCUGUAAAUGUAAAUGACUGAAGUUUGUACUCGUGAAAUUACAAGUAAUGUUUCAUGUUUUCUUCAGAUUCAUAGAAAGGAAUGGCAGUGCAGGAAUCAUAAAAUUCCAUUAAAACUA
This is a messenger RNA of Olea europaea var. sylvestris, 857 nucleotides long. Its product is annotated as nudix hydrolase 25-like. Bases 181 to 702 code for a protein of 173 amino acids. NCBI's taxonomy places the organism in Eukaryota, Viridiplantae, Streptophyta, Magnoliopsida, Lamiales, Oleaceae. The record is from RefSeq and is a predicted model, not a curated record. Gene Ontology annotation, biological process: ribose phosphate metabolic process; nucleoside phosphate metabolic process. Gene Ontology annotation, molecular function: guanosine-3',5'-bis(diphosphate) 3'-diphosphatase activity; bis(5'-adenosyl)-pentaphosphatase activity. The transcript is spliced from 6 exons. Gene Ontology annotation, cellular component: chloroplast.